Molecule: messenger RNA, 2817 nt
Organism: Mus musculus (house mouse)
Lineage: Eukaryota; Metazoa; Chordata; Mammalia; Rodentia; Muridae
Gene: Sppl3
Product: signal peptide peptidase 3
Exons: 11
Coding region: 70-1224 (384 amino acids)
Biological process (GO): T cell receptor signaling pathway; positive regulation of calcineurin-NFAT signaling cascade; membrane protein proteolysis
Cellular component (GO): Golgi apparatus; cytoplasmic side of endoplasmic reticulum membrane; endoplasmic reticulum membrane
Molecular function (GO): aspartic endopeptidase activity, intramembrane cleaving; protein homodimerization activity
Source: RefSeq, marked validated
CGCCGGGGCCCCCGGCCGCGCCCUCUGCCGCCGGCCGAGCGAGCCGCGGAGCCCCCGAGAGGCAGCACCAUGGCGGAACAGACCUAUUCGUGGGCCUAUUCCCUGGUGGACUCCAGUCAAGUGUCGACAUUUCUGAUAUCCAUUCUUCUUAUAGUCUAUGGUAGUUUCAGGUCUCUUAAUAUGGACUUUGAAAACCAAGAUAAGGAGAAAGACAGCAACAGUUCUUCUGGCUCUUUCAAUGGCAACAGCACCAAUAACAGCAUCCAGACCAUUGAUUCCACCCAAGCACUGUUCCUCCCGAUUGGAGCGUCUGUCUCUCUCCUCGUCAUGUUCUUCUUCUUUGAUUCAGUUCAAGUCGUUUUCACAAUAUGUACAGCAGUUCUUGCAACAAUAGCUUUUGCUUUUCUUCUUCUCCCGAUGUGCCAGUAUUUAACAAGGCCCUGCUCACCUCAGAACAAGAUUUCCUUCGGUUGCUGUGGGCGUUUCACUGCUGCCGAGCUGCUGUCGUUCUCCCUGUCUGUCAUGCUCGUCCUCAUCUGGGUUCUCACUGGCCACUGGCUUCUCAUGGAUGCUCUGGCCAUGGGUCUCUGUGUUGCCAUGAUCGCCUUCGUCCGCCUGCCAAGCCUCAAGGUUUCCUGCCUGCUUCUCUCAGGGCUUCUCAUCUACGAUGUCUUCUGGGUGUUCUUCUCAGCCUACAUCUUCAACAGUAAUGUCAUGGUGAAAGUGGCCACACAGCCAGCUGACAAUCCCCUCGACGUUCUGUCCAGGAAGCUCCACCUGGGACCCAAUGUGGGGCGUGAUGUUCCUCGCCUGUCUUUGCCUGGAAAAUUGGUCUUCCCAAGCUCCACUGGCAGUCACUUCUCUAUGCUGGGCAUCGGGGACAUUGUGAUGCCCGGCCUCCUGUUAUGCUUUGUUCUUCGCUAUGACAACUACAAGAAACAAGCCAGUGGUGACUCGUGUGGGGCCCCUGGCCCAGCCAAUAUCUCUGGGCGCAUGCAGAAGGUCUCCUACUUCCACUGCACCCUCAUCGGGUACUUUGUAGGUCUGCUCACUGCGACUGUGGCGUCUCGCAUCCACCGAGCUGCCCAGCCAGCUCUCCUCUACUUGGUGCCAUUUACCCUAUUGCCACUCCUCACCAUGGCCUACCUAAAGGGUGACUUACGGAGGAUGUGGUCUGAGCCCUUCCACUCCAAGUCCAGCAGCUCCCGGUUCCUGGAAGUAUGAUGACGCGGGAGAGGUGACCAGAGCGCUGUCCUCACCUUCCUCUCUCACCGCGCGGUUUUGUUCCCUCUACAAGCUGGCCUGACUCAGGCAUGCCUGCUCACGGAACUGCAGUGUGACUGGAGUGUGUGUCUGAGGGGAGCGUUUGCAGAGGGCACUGGAGCCCUGCACAGCCCUUCUCUUCUCCGCUCUGGGAGAGUGGACCCUUCCAGAAGGGGCAGGCCGGCCCUUCGCCCGGUGCUCCUCCUUCCUCGUGUUUUUAUGGAUCUGCACCAGACUGUUAACUUGUGGGGAGAUGGCGAAGUUGACUUAUUUAAAAACUACAAACAGCAAGUUGUUGUUCUAGAACUUUGAACACUAAAUGGAAGAAAAUCCAUUAGCAGACCGAAGUCUCUUCAGUGAACCCUCCGAAACUCUGGGACCAGUUUCCUCUGGGGGCUCCAUACAGAGACCCAGGGCAGAACUUCUGCCCUAUUUUUUUUCUUUUUUCUUUUGGAUUUAUUAAAUAUUUUCUGUGGUGUGAAGUGACUUAUUACAUCCACAGACAUUGAAUGACUUCUUACAACAUACACAUAAGAAUUUGUUGUAAUGACUGUGUCCAGCCGUGUUGGCAGUGAGCAGGACGCGGUUGGUUUAUACAUACGUACAUAUAUAUAUAUAUAUACACACACGUGCACAUAGAUAUCUGUGAGUAAACAGCGACUAAGCCUGCUAAGGUCACGCCAUGCAGCUGCCGGGGGCUUGCUGUCAUGGGAGCAUGUAGAACAGUUUACCUGGCUUCCUCGCACACGCUGCUGUCUCCCUUGAGAGUCGCGUGCGGUUGUAAGCUGUGGAUGCGCUGAACUGAUAGACUUGUGGGCUGUGGGGACUCCUCCUUUUGAUCAGUGUAGCAAAUUAGGGAUGAAAAGUUUGAACUUUUUGACCCUUUUCUUUUUACAGGCUUUUCCCUCGCAGUUUUUAGUAACCGCCUCUUGAACCAGUGCAUGUAUUAUAGCAGCCGGUGUCUUUGUGCUUUCUGAUCAUAGUUAUGUACUACCUGUAAAUACAUUUUUCUAUUUUAUAUUUUUUUGUAUUUUUUUUGACAUUUCGUUUCAUUGGUGCGCUGUAUUUUCCAUGCCCUCAGUCCCUUAGAAAAGACAAAACAGAAAAAAGCAACGCAACUCUGUCCUUGCUGUGAUGAUCACAGCCUCAGUUUACCUGUGGUGACAGCAGGCUGUGGGGACAAAUGUCAGUUGCCUCUGCAAAUGGAGCUGAAGUCCAGGAGCUGGAGACAGAGCAGGCUGCUGCUGUGACUUCAAAACCUGGCCCCGCGCUGUUGCUGUCCGUGGGCUGCACAGAGCCUGGCAUCACCAUCACCUCACACUUGGUUAGCUGCUGCCUGGGUGCGAGGCGGCAGGCCCUAGAGUCUGUUCCUUCCCGGGGCCGCUGGCAUCGUGGCCUGCCUGUCCCUAUUCCUGCAGACAUUGUGCAGAGUGCACAGCCCAUCGUGUCCAUGGAGCAGCGUGCCACCAAGUUGUUGGUUCCUCUGUCGUCUUCAGACUCUGUUGAGGGGUUUGAAGGGUUGGUUUUGUCUCUAAUAAAUGACUCCUUUUUCUA